Molecule: messenger RNA, 1257 nt
Organism: Trypanosoma brucei brucei TREU927
Lineage: Eukaryota; Euglenozoa; Kinetoplastea; Trypanosomatida; Trypanosomatidae
Exons: 1
Coding region: 1-1257 (418 amino acids)
Source: RefSeq, a predicted model, not a curated record
AUGGAGUGCUCUGUGCACUCGCCAUGCGGUCGGUAUGUCGUAAGCUACAGGAAUGCUGGCGACACGUUGCACAUAAAUGCUGUUCCCAAACCCGUGGCGGUGGAACCCGGAGCGGAAACUAUCCACUACAUUGCCGUCCUGGGCGAAAGUCACAUUGCUGAAAUAUCAGCGGCGGCAGGAGUACGCAAGGACUUCACCGCGUUCUCCGAUAUGAUUUAUAACGCAAUGAUCGGUCGGUCGCCAUGUGUGCGUUUUUUUAUUGAGACAUGCAGUGAAAUGCGGACUCGCAUCGCUACGGAAGUGGCACAACGACAGCACGCCUCAAAAGGGCCUGGUGUCGAUGAGGAACAACCAGCAAACACCAGUAUGGAUGAUAGCGGUAGUGGAAACAACAGUCUACUGUCCGAAUCAGCUCGCAGUCAGCGGUUUUUCACUCUGGACUAUGAUGUGGACUUCACCCGUGCCAUGUUCCCCGUUCCGCUCGUUGCAACGGAAGGUGGAGCCAACUCUAACAAUGGAGAGCGGCAAACCGGACUUGUGAGAGCCGCUGGCCAGCAACAGCAACAGCACGGGGUCGCGGCAAUACCAAACUGCGCUCCAGCGGCUGUUAAAAGCGAUGACAACGAAGUGGCAAAGUGGCGGACGGAGAAUGAGAAACUGAGGCGGGAGAACGACGCCCUCACACGGUUGUGCAAGGAGAAGAUGCUUGAGAUGCAGCGGCUGUGCGAAGAUUUUCAGUUGCGCGUGGAGACUGUGAAGGAGGUGGAACGGCUAAAGAAAAAACUGGUGGAAUUGCGCACGCGGGCUACCCGUGCAGAGGAAGAGAGAGAUGAGGCACAGGCAGCUUUAGCUCGCAUUCGACGUGAGCAUCAGCGUCUGCAGCGCAGUAGGACACCGCAAGGCCGAAUUGAGCACCAAAGCGAGAAAUCCACUCGGCAGCGCUCUCGGUUUGACACCCCUCCUGUUGUGCGUGGCCGCCCCACCUCACGCGGUGGCGCGCGGGAUUCGCCGCUGCUGAGGAGACUAAGCAGUGGACGCAAACAGACGCACUGCAUGCCACGCAACCGGUCAGCGAGUAGUGAAGGCCUAACAGUAACGAAGCGACGCCUUUGGAAUGGAAGUGGCAGCAGUGGACCGCCGUCGCGUUCGAGUUCGUGUGGCAGCUGCGAGCGACUGUAUCGCAGUCCCACCGCGAGCAGUAGCCAACGUGAGCGCUGCACAGCAAAAUAUUUUGCGUCCCGUGCGGUGUUCUUCUGA